Molecule: messenger RNA, 2304 nt
Organism: Macadamia integrifolia
Lineage: Eukaryota; Viridiplantae; Streptophyta; Magnoliopsida; Proteales; Proteaceae
Exons: 5
Coding region: 146-1810 (554 amino acids)
Biological process (GO): transmembrane transport
Cellular component (GO): membrane
Molecular function (GO): transmembrane transporter activity
Source: RefSeq, a predicted model, not a curated record
GUCUGCAAAAAACAGAGGACUUGGGGGUUAAAAAGCCAAAAAAAGCUUUAGCUUUACGACAUUAACACCAGCUGUGUUGAGUAGAAAACUCAAACAAACCAACCAGAGACGAACGCCGCCGCCGGGGAAGACCCUACCAAUAGAGAUGGGCGCAGCUGAGGUAAUGGAGCGAGAAAACGAAGAAGUUGCAGUGAGACAAGAGGAAGGUGAGAAGAAGAAGGGAGAGAAAGAUAAUGGAGAUGUCAAGGAACUGGAAAAGGAAAAUAUGGGUUUGCCGGAAAAGGUGGUUCCAGAAUCAUCACCAACGGAAUUUACAACCUCCAGGCUGCGGAAUCUGAAUCCGUCGAACCCUUUGAGAAUUAUAAUUCAAGGAGUUCGACCUGUUCGUGUUCAAUCUCCCACUCCUUCACAAGCUCCUCCUUCACAGCCCGCUCCUGUACAGCCCCCUUCUUCAACUACACAGCCCCUUUCUACAACUCCUGGACAAACAUUGCCAAAUCUGAAUUCAAGGAAUUACACGAAUCGAAUAGCUCUAUUUCUGUUUCUUCUCCACAUAGUUGCUGCAGUUGGGUUAGUUGGUUUUCUUGGGUUCAAGGCAGUUCAGGGGCUCUUCCAAACAGGAAAGACACACAGAGAAGAGGAAAGGAUGUUAAAGUAUUGGCUUCCCCAAGCAGAAGGGGCAACCGUUUUAAGCAUCGUUCUUGCCUUAUUCUGGCAAAAGGCAGUAAGAGAAUGGCCUCAUUUUAUGGUCAAUUUCAUAAUCUGGAGCACAUUCGCCUCUUCCAUGGCUGCAGGAGCUCUUCUUCUCGCCUUCCAGAGACCUUCCACUGACGGCGUUGGUGUGGCCCUUAUUUUCUUCUCUGUUGGUAAUGGCCUCUAUGCGUGUUGGGUAACUCAGAGAACCAAGUUCUGCGCAGAAGUCUUCACCAAAUCGCUCAAACCAGCAUCGAAAUUCCCAGAUCUCAGUCGACCCACUUACUUGAUGCUUGGGAUAUGUUUCCUGUGGAUUACAGUUUGGGUUUUUGCAAUAAUCGGAGCUCUUAAUUUCUACUUUCCCUCUUUAAUUAUAAUCGCUCUAAUCUUAAGCUUAGUUUGGAUAGCAGAGGUUCUGAGAAACGUCGCUAAUUUAACCGUCAGUAGAGUUAUAGCUCUGUAUUAUCUCAGAGGAAUGCAAUCAAACACCCAUUUCUGUUUCCAGAGAGCCUUGUCAAGGAACCUUGGAAGUGCUUGUCUGGGUUCAUUCUUUGUUCCUGCAAUCGAAGCUCUGAGAAUCGUAGCUCGAGGUCUCAAUUUGCUUGAAGGGGAAGACGAAUUCAUGUUCUCUUGCGCUCAUUGCUGCCUUCAUGUCAUGGAGACCAUCUUCAGAUAUGGCAAUGGAUGGGCCUUCGUUCAGAUAGCUGCAUAUGGGAAGGGAUUUGUGAGUGCAUCACAAGACACAUGGGCACUGUUUGAGAGACAAAGGAUGGAACCCAUGGUUGACUCGGACAUAACCAGUGCGGUUUUUUUCUUGGCCGGAGUUUGCAGCGGCUCCAUUUGUGUCCUCGUCACAGCGUCGUGGUCGUGGGCUGUUUACCGGAGCUUUACGGCCACCGUGUCUCUCCUAGCAUUCAUCAUUGGAUAUCUUUUGACUCGGAUUGGAAUGGCAUUACCACACGCAUGUGUUGCCUGUUACUAUGUAUGUUAUGCAGAGCACCCGGAGAACCGGUUAUUUGAUAGAACGAUUCCGGAUCGGCUUGACUUUAUAAAUUCUGGGAAAGCUUUCCUUGUACCCACUCCUAGGGUCCCUGUCCCUAGGCGAUUCUCAGUUUGAAAAAAUAAGAGAAGAAUUGCAAUAUUUUUGUGUUGGAGGUUGGACCAAAUUGUGAUCAGACCGGGACCUUGAACUGAACCGGGUGAGUCCCAGAAUUGGUCCACAAGAGGUGGUAUAAUGGUAUUGGAGUGGAGGAUGAUGAUUGGUGAUGUUAUUGAACAUGACUAUGACUAUCUAUGACCAUGACUAUUCAUUCUUUAUUGGAUUCUCAAGGAUUAUAUGGAGACAUGAGUGAGGGACCCACCUACCAUAGAUUCCAAUUUGCGAUAGCUACCAAACGUGGAGAGCUUUGUGGUCUGUCGUAUGCAAUUGCAUGAGCCAUGACGCCAUGACAUGGCCCCACAAGAUUUGGGAUCCUUCUGGGAUAUUCGUUUUGUAAUAAUUCUGUUUUUUAAUUUUAUAUUUUUGUAAGUAGUCCCUAAGCCCAUUUUAUUAUAUUGUAAUAUGAAUGUAUUAAUUAAUCAUCCCAAAGGAAGUGAUUUAUUUUGGUUUAA